Molecule: messenger RNA, 2211 nt
Organism: Alternaria atra
Lineage: Eukaryota; Fungi; Ascomycota; Dothideomycetes; Pleosporales; Pleosporaceae
Exons: 4
Coding region: 1-2211 (736 amino acids)
Biological process (GO): secondary metabolic process
Molecular function (GO): CoA-ligase activity
Source: RefSeq, a predicted model, not a curated record
AUGUACAGUUCACUCGCAGUGCGACCGCGAUAUGAAGCGACGGAACAGUACCACGUAAAAGAAAGCUCAGAAGUCUACACAAAAGAUCAGUUGCUCGCAGUACUCCAGCAAAUGUGCCCGGAUGCGCUGGCCAAGUUCCCUCCCCCUGCCUACGAUAGAACAAUUCGAGAGAACAAGAUUCGAAGAAACGAAAUCGGACUCUACUAUACAACAACUGAGGACGCUUAUCGUAACAGAUACGUCAAGAACGCGAAAAACAUCAAAGGCGACAAUGUCUUCAGCAAGCUCACGAACGACGGCACAACCUCACCUUUCCCUCUUACCAUGAAAGCACUCCUGCGCUUCGUGCUUCUAUAUUGCGAUCGUGCAACAGACUACAGAACCUUCGAGAAUAAAGGUGGAAACAAGGCAGGACUUGAGCCACUUGUUCGCGCGCUGAGAAAGGUCGCCAAGCGUACAGCAACUGCAGAAGAGGAAGGUAGCGGAACCGCGUUGGAGGAGAUCGAUGCAGGAGCAGCUGCAACUGAAGAAGAAGGCGACCCCUCAGCGAUGGAAGAUGGCACUGGAGCACUGGUCAGUCGCGAGGACAAGAAGAGGAAGGGCGCCGUAGACGGAGAGCUCGUCGAGCGCACACCCGCAAAGAGCCGCGCUUGCAUGGAUGAGCUCGAUUUGCUAUUCGUAGACGUUGCCACCAACCGAAAGCUUACGUACUCCCAAUUCCGGUGGAGUGCUGAACGAUUCGGGAACGGCCUUCAGGAAAAAUGGGGUUGGCGCAAAGGCGACGUUUUGGCCAUGAUGACGCCAAACCAUAUCGAUGUCGCGCCCGCUACUUUCGGGGUACAACUAGUAGGAGGAGUUGUGUGUCCUCUGAACUUCCUAUACACGGUCGAAGAGCUGGUGUCUCAACUGACAUCUUCGAAAGCCAAAGGGUUGUUGACAAACACAGCAUGCCUUGACGUGGCCUGCAAAGCAGCAUCGAAGGUUGGCCUUCCUCUGGAUCGUAUACUUCUGGUUGGAGACGACAAGACGACGACGAACGGCGUCCGGCACUUUUCAGCCCUGGAUGGCUUGUCGAAGAGUGUGCAGCGGGUCAAGAUUGAUCCCAAGGAAGAUCUGGCAUAUCUGGUGUACUCAUCUGGAACCACUGGCGUUCCAAAGGGUGUUAUGUUGACGCAUGAAAACAUUGUUGCAAACAUUACUCAAGGAACUACAGCAGGCCAUAGCCAGGAUUGGAAAACGGACAAGAGUGUUGGCUUCCUACCCAUGUAUCACAUUUACGGCAUCGCUGCCCUCUUGCUGACACCCAUCUACUAUGGUGCGACAGCAUACGUCAUGCAAGGUUUUGAUCUUCAGAAAUUCUGCGAGACGGUGGAUCACGAGAAAAUCACAAUUGCAUGGAUCGUUCCGCCUGUUGCACUCGCGUUAGCGAAGGCCCCUAUAGUCGACCAGUAUAGCUUCAAGUCGCUGCGCGACAUACAGUCCGCCGCUGCUCCAACACCUGUGGAAAUCAUCACCGCGGUGCACAGACGCCUAGGUGCUCCAAUACGUCAGGCCUAUGGGCUCUCCGAAGCCGCGCCCGCUGUGUGCUUGCAACGCAUUGAAGAUUGGAACAACCCGAUUGGCACAUGCGGACGCUUAAUACCCAACAUGUCGGCGAAGAUUAUCGCUGAUGGAAAAGAAGUAGCAGCAGGCGGCGGAGACGGCGAAUUAUGUCUCAAAGGCCCCAACAUCUUCAAGGGGUACUACAACAACGCCGAAGCUACGGCUGGAGCUUUCGACGCAGACGGAUGGUAUCACACGGGUGAUGUUGGAAGGUUCGAUGAGCACGGCAAUUUAUACAUUACCGAUCGCCUCAAGGAACUCAUCAAGUAUAAUGGCUUUCAGGUUGCGCCUGCGGAGCUCGAAGCUCUCUUGAUCGGUCAUCCGGCGGUCGCUGAUGUUGCCGUCAUCGGCGUGUAUGCUGAAUCGAGGGUGACCGAGUUACCGAGAGCGUACAUCGUUGGUGCGCCGGGGUAUGAGUGUGAUGAUAAGCUGGCGGAAGAGCUUCAUAAGUGGUUAAAUGAGCGGGUAGCGCCACACAAAAAGCUUAGAGGUGGUAUUCGAUUCGUGGAUGCGGUGCCGAAGAGCAAUGCUGGCAAGAUACUCAGGAGGGUACUUGUCGAGCGAGCAAAGGCAGAGGAGGCAGAAAAGCCUGUCAAAGCUCGCUUAUGA